CUCGAGAGCAACAGCGAGGGCAAGCUAUGCCCUGCUGGUCUCGCGGCGUGCCCGAUCGAGGGGCGUGGCGAGUUCCAGUACGAGUGUCUCGACUCGCAGUCGGACCUCCAGAGCUGUGGUGGGUGCGCGAGCAUGGGGACAGGCGAGGACUGCACGGCGAUCCCAGGGGCGAGGUGGAUGGGGUGCAGGGUGGGCAAGUGCGAGGUCUACUCGUGCAAGGCCGGGUGGAAGUUGAACAAGGGGCGGUGUGAGAAGAAGUGA
This is a messenger RNA of Dioszegia hungarica, 261 nucleotides long. RefSeq lists its product as uncharacterized. The annotation marks the transcript as partial. The record is from RefSeq and is a predicted model, not a curated record. Lineage: Eukaryota; Fungi; Basidiomycota; Tremellomycetes; Tremellales; Bulleribasidiaceae. The transcript has a single exon.